GGAGCCGCGCUGAGCCCCGCCGGGCCGGGCCGGGCUGGGUUAGCUGCGGCGGAGCGAGGGGGGGGUUGAAGCUCAGCCCCCGCCCACCCGGGCUCCCCCGCGGGGCUUCCCCCCGGCCCCCGGGGGUCGCGGCCAUCCCGGCCAUGCCUCCCGGAGCCUGAGGCCCGCGGCCGCGGGGCACCCGCAGCAUGCGGAGGAUCCGGCGCUUGGUCCAUCUGGUGCUGUUCUGCCCCUUCCCCAAGGGCCUGCAGAGUCGCCUCCCAGGCAUCAAGGUGAAAUACCUGCUGGUGGUGUGGCUGGGCAUCUUCGUGGGCAGCUGGGUGGCAUACAUGCAUUAUUCCUCCUACUCCGAGCUCUGCCGUGGCCACGUCUGCCAGAUGAUCAUUUGUGACCAGUACAAGAAAGGAAUAAUUUCUGGCUCUACUUGCAAAGACCUGUGUGAGGAGCACAGCCUUCUCUUCCAGCACUGCCUCUCCUCCUCUCCCACCCAGCAGGUUUAUGGUGGGCUCUGGAGGGAGAGGGAAGUGAUCAUCAAAUGUGGCAUCGAAGAAGCCCUGAAGGCAGAGAGCCACCCAGACUCGGGGCCCAGGAGGGACGUGGUUCUCUUUGACAAACCAACACGAGGGACUUCGAUGGAUGAGUUCAAGGAGAUGCUCCUGAACUUCCUGAAGUCCAACCUGGGAGAUCAGCCUUCCCUUGCAGCCCUGGUGAGCAGGAUCAUCUCCAUGGCAGACGUGAACCGGGAUGGGAAAGUGUCUUUAGCAGAGGCCAAAUCCAUCUGGGCGCUGCUUCAGCUCAACGAGUUUCUCCUCAUGCUCUCCUUGCACGAGAAGGAGCACACUGCCAAGCUGCUGGGGCACUGCGGGGACCUCUACGUCACCGAGAAGAUCCCUCACACCACCCUCUAUGGCUUGGAGGUCCCUCCUUUCCUCCAGUCCCUGCUGCCUUCCGUCGCCCACCAAAUCAUCCACCAGUGGUUUGCACCGGCCUGGCCCAGGAGGGCAAAGAUCUCCAUCGGCCUCCUGGAGUUUGUGGAGGAGAUUUUCCAUGGCACCUAUGGGAACUUCUACAUCUGCGAGACCAGCUUGAAGAACGUGGGCUACAAUGACAAAUACGACUUCAAGAUGGUGAAGCUGAGGAAGGUGGCACCGGAGAUGACGAUCAGAGGCUUCCUCAAAGGGCGUCACUGUGAGCAGAACGGGGACUGCACCUAUGGCGAGGACUGCACGGCCUCCUGUGACAAACUGCUGAAGCAGUGCAAAGGGGAGAUGGUGCAGCCCAACCUGGCCAAGGUCUGCAGGUUGCUGCAGGAUUACCUGCUCCACGGGGCACCUCUGGAGCUGAAAGAAGAGCUGCAGAAACAGCUCCGAACUUGCAUGACCCUGAGCGGCCUGGCCAGCCAGAUGGAAGUCCACCACUCCCUAGUGCUGAACAACCUCAAGACUUUGCUCUGGAAGAAGAUUUCAAACACCAAAUAUUCUUAAUGGGGGGAGCACAGCCCUGGAGUUUCGAAUCUGCAGUCUUGGAGAGAAGUCCAAGGGCUGAAGGGCACUUUCUCCAUCGUCCCCCCCAGAGGAAAAAUGCCCAAGGAGUUCAGCACAGCUGCAGCCCCUUCUCCUUCAUGGAAAACCAAACAUCAUGACUUCCAUCACCCAGCAGGACCAUCAGUACAACUGGCAGGAGUGUGCUGCAGAGAUGGGACAGCAGGAGCUGGGCUGGGCAGGCUUGGGGGAAGAAGAGGAGAUGGAAAGAGAUGAGGAAAGGGAACCCAGCUGGAGGGAUCUAACUGUUCUUGGUUAUGAGCAAAGAGGAAAGCAGUGCAGAGAGAUGGGAAUGAAUCAUUCAUGCUGUACUUGUCACAUCUCCUUUUGAUGAACAUCUCUGAUGUAAAUAAAUAGCUUUUACG
This is a messenger RNA of Calypte anna (Anna's hummingbird), 1906 nucleotides long. RefSeq names its product divergent protein kinase domain 1B (gene DIPK1B). The coding region runs from base 189 to 1484 and encodes 431 amino acids. The record is from RefSeq and is a predicted model, not a curated record. Lineage: Eukaryota; Metazoa; Chordata; Aves; Apodiformes; Trochilidae. The transcript has 5 exons. Gene Ontology annotation, molecular function: calcium ion binding.